AUGCGCUGGCCGCCGGCCUUCGAGGCGGGCCUCCUGAACCGCUGCCGGCCCCUCGCGGAGGAGUGCACGCGCCCGAGGCCCGAGCUCCGCCCCAGCGUCAAGGAGGUCUUCCCGAUCCUCCUGGGCAUGGAGGGUCAGACCGCCCCGGCCAGGCCCUCGGGCGGCUCCUCCGGCGAGGAGUCGGCACCGACGCCGCCACAGUGGCACGCGCCGCCGGUCUUCGGCGUCUUCGCCUUCGAGUCGGAGCACGCGUUCUCUUCCAUGACCAUGAGGAGCACCCCCUCCACGCAGCUCGCCGCGGUGCCCGAAUCCGCCGUCGUGAUUCCCUCCAGCCCCGCGGACACGGGGCUGGUACAUGGCGAGCGGCUGGUUCACAGCUCGUACCUCCCCACCCCCCAUGAGACGUUGCUGAAGGCUGUCGGCUUCGUGCUGAUGCAGUCCAACCACGGCGUCGACGCCAGCGAGGGGUGCUGCUGGAUGCACGCUGGUCUUCGGAGGCUGAGGAUAGUAUGCAGUGAGAUGCAGGAGAUGCCGUGCGACGGCUGGGACGUGCCCGUCAGUGGCCAGUGCAAAGAUUGUCGACUCCUGUGCAUCGACGGUGGUGCAAAGAUGGGUGCCUGCAACUUUUGCGGGGGGGGCAUAUCAGAUCCCCUGACUGCCGAGGCUCGCCCUUUGGACUUGCAUCGGAACUAA
Prorocentrum cordatum is the source of this 693-nucleotide messenger RNA. NCBI's taxonomy places the organism in Eukaryota, Dinophyceae, Prorocentrales, Prorocentraceae. The record is from the annotation of a GenBank genome assembly.